Striga asiatica is the source of this 333-nucleotide messenger RNA. The record is from the annotation of a GenBank genome assembly. Lineage: Eukaryota; Viridiplantae; Streptophyta; Magnoliopsida; Lamiales; Orobanchaceae.
CUGAGGAAAAUGCUUGAUCUCCUGGUGCAUGCUUCUCAAUGCCGGUCUGCACUUUGCCAGUAUCCCAACUGCCGGAAGGUGAAGGGACUUUUCCGCCAUGGUAUGGGCUGCAAGACGCGUGCUUCUGGAGGUUGUCCUUUGUGCAAGAAAAUGUGGUACCUCCUCCAGCUGCAUGCCCGUGCGUGCAAGGAAACCGAAUGCACUGUACCUCGUUGCAGGGACUUGAAGGAUCACAUGAGAAGGCUACAACAGCAGUCAGAUUCACGUAGAAGGGCUGCUGUAAAUGAAAUGAUGAGGCAACGUGCUGCAGAGGUUGCCGGCAAUUCUUCAUAA